Messenger RNA from Brassica napus (rape), 874 nucleotides. RefSeq lists its product as uncharacterized. The record is from RefSeq and is a predicted model, not a curated record. The transcript is spliced from 2 exons. Lineage: Eukaryota; Viridiplantae; Streptophyta; Magnoliopsida; Brassicales; Brassicaceae. The coding region runs from base 223 to 735 and encodes 170 amino acids.
AAUAAGUGUCCUCCGGUUCUUCCAUUGUCAUAAUCAACCGUCUCUGUAGAAAAUAAAAACAUCAACAUAUAACAAAACGAGUUUUGAGAAAUAGUACAUCAGCAAUGCUGAUUUCAGCGAUGCUGAUUUCAGCAUAAGAUAAAAGCAAAGCAAGUCGUGAACAUAUAAAUACGUGUCUUUUCUUCCUUUCCGUUAUCAUCUUCAACUCAUCAACGUCUUCAAAUGGACCAAAACGUUAAAGAGAUAGGAAACAGUUCCACUCCUGCAGAUAGUGGAGAUCUUCCCUCGGAUGAGGUACUACCAGCCCCAACCGAUGUUCCUCCGCUGCAAGUGACAGAUAGUGGAACAGGAACGAAAAGCAACAGCAAUGGCUCUGAUACCAAAAAUGAAGUGGAGGCAAAUAGAGAAGAGAAGCUUGUGGAGAAAGAAGCUAAGGGAAGUUCGAGGACUAACGUAGAAGACAAGAGAAGCCCUGAGGAUGUGCUGAAGGAGAUGCAAAUGCAAAAGACUCAUGAUCUCUACUGUCCAAACUGCACUCACAACAUCACCAGAACUGCUGAACUAUUUGAAAAGGGAAAAGAGAAGUUUCAAUACAACAAUGAAAAUAUCAUAUUGUCGUUUGUUAUCGUUGUCUCCUUCAAGUACCCUUUCGUCUUCCUGCCAUGGUUGUAUAGCAACACCCCAGGUUUGUAUGUGUUUAGACAUUGGUUUUACGAUGGAGAAAGAUUUUUUUGAGUGACUAGAAGGUUAUUGGCCCAAAGAUUUACACAUUCUCAGACGAAUCUUAAACUAUGUUAAAUUAUUUUUUAUUAAAGGGGCAGAGAGUAGACGUUUCCCUAGAAAAUAUCGAAUAUAUGAUUUUUAGAUUUCUACU